GGCGAGGACCCAGGUUUUUUUUUCAAUUCUUGCACUUGCCUUUUUAUUCUAUGCUCUUUUGUAUCUAUCCCAUCCCGCCGCCUGCUUCUUCCCGUCCUCUUCUUUUUUUCCUUGUCUUCUCUUUCCCCUUCCAAUGCUUUGAAUCGGUUUCAGUUGCAGGUCUCGUCUCGCAACUCCGACCCGUCUUUGACUCCACGCCCAUUCGCGCUUCUGAUCAGUCCCGGUCACGCUUCACCUCGCUAGACCGCCGCCGCCGCCGCAGUACUAGCAGCACAGCAAAGCAGCGAUCCCAUCCACUGUACCGCACAUCAAUUUGUGCGGCAGCGACUUCCGCAACAGCACAGCACAGCACAGCACAGCACAUCACAGCGCAGCGGCUGUCGGCAUCACCGCCGCCUCACGUUGCACCCGGGGGGGUAUCUAGCCGCCGUCAGCUGUCAUAACGCAGCGCCGUCCGCGGCCCUCCUCCCUUACCUAGUAGAGGUAGUACCUACCUACCUACUUACCUAGCUCGACACCACCAUCGCUCCGGUUGCCUGUUCCGUAACAACGAAGAGAUAGCGCAUCCGAAUCGCACCAACAAACAAACAAAACCAAGCACAUCCCGCCUCCACCCUCCCCCGGCGCUCUGCCAAUUUCCUUCAACAACAAAGCCCCGACGAUCGCGCAACGGUAAUACGUUCGGACUCUGGGCGCCAUUCCCUGGAGGUAGCGACCCUCUCGUAUCCUCAUCUCCCCAUCCGGCGCCAGUGGGUGGAGACUGGAGACCAUGGCGGAUCCCCAAUACGCUCGCCGGCGAGCUUCCCUGGAUCCUUCAUUCCACGCUGGUUACUCGCCUCACACACAUUCCCGGUCGCGAAACGGCUCCAAUGGCUUCGCCUCUCCUCUAACAACACCGCCCGUGACUGCCAACUACCAAAUGCAAAUGCCGAUGCCGAUGCAUCUCGUCCAAUCUCAAUCGAACCAUCAACGACGAUCGCCCAGCGUGAACACUUUCAGCACCGUCUCCAGCGGAGGAGGAAUGCCGCCCCCGCCCGCCGCCUACCGAACGUCGCCCACCAGCGACAUCAGGAGAUCUACCUCGAGUCGCUCCGGCGGCACCACCGACCAACCAACCAGCUAUGUCGCACUCCUACGAAAGCAAAAAGCGACGGUAUGGUGCGACCGUGCACAAUAUGAGGAUCCCAGAUUGCUAGCACAGCAGCGUGCGGCCAAGACGCGGGCAGCCAUGGAAGUUUCGGGCGCGGUAACGGGUUCGGGAACGACCAGCGCCCGCACAAUAACCGGUCUGUCUGCGGGAGGAAAGGUCGCCGCAAAGAUUCGACAUCACGGAAAGCCGACAGUCGUCGGAUACAUACCAGAUGGCCACCACGUCGGCGUGGGAGGCAUCCCUCUGAGACUCAGCGCGACCGAGGUGGAAGGCGAAGAUAGCGACGAUGAUAACGACGCCUUGAACCGAUACAAUCACCGGAGAACCGGUAGCUCCAGUCGAAGCAGCACCGCCAGCGGGAGAAAGGGAUUGGGCUAUCGCGCUUCCGGACAACUCGGACCAUCGAAUUCACAAGGCUCCGGCUCUCGAAGGUGGACCCCCGGCGACACGCCAGAGCGACGGGGCUCCCUAGCGCAGACCAGCGAGCAGGCCUCUGCUGGCAACGAUGCGGCUAGCGGAAAGGCCCUGAGCUUUGCCAGCGGGAGCAGUAGCGAGCGUCUAGAUGCUGUCCCUGACCUCCAGGCCCACCCACAACGACAGCUGGCAACCAACAGCUUACUCAACGCCACUCUGACGCGCGAGAAGAGUGUUAAGAACCCCGAGGAGCUCAAGAGGAGAGGAAGCGUGGACGAAAGGACAUAUGAGAGGACAAUGACAUUCAACUCGUCCGGUCGCUUGUUCAUCGCCAACCCUGAUUAAAGCAAGCAGAAUCGGGAGCGGAUCGAAGAAGGAGAUUUUUACUACGUCGGGUUUUGGGCUUUCCAAACAGCCGGAACCUGUGAUACACAGCAUGGGAAUUUGUGCCUGAAACUACAUGCAUAGCUAGGCGCAUGGGUGUUUGCGUUUUGUUCUUCUUUUUAAAUCUUUUCUUUUUUUUUUUUCCAAAGGGAAAAGGUUGUCAGGCACGGGCACGGUCACUGUCUCGAAUGCACUGCACAACACCACAGGUCGUUCGAUGGUAGCCAAUUAUUGCUUGGAUAGGGUUAUUCGGAAAAAUAAUACUUUGCUUUGGGACACACACACACACACACACACACAUCCUUGAGAUACCAUUGAAUGCGAUCUGGUUUUUGUUUUACAUUUUCCGAUGAGACGUACAUACACGCUACAACAACUAUGCGAUAUGUGACAAGCAUCAACUUAGUUGUCAUCCUUACGGCGUCUACACUGCCGAUCCUGUUUGGAGCGCUUAACGCUUACCAUACAAGCUCAUUAAGUCAUGGUAUAAUAGAACGGUUUAC
Molecule: messenger RNA, 2451 nt
Organism: Neurospora crassa OR74A
Lineage: Eukaryota; Fungi; Ascomycota; Sordariomycetes; Sordariales; Sordariaceae
Exons: 1
Coding region: 770-1909 (379 amino acids)
Source: RefSeq, a predicted model, not a curated record